Messenger RNA from Pezoporus flaviventris, 854 nucleotides. It is a transcript of the gene ARPC4, whose product is annotated as actin related protein 2/3 complex subunit 4. Gene Ontology annotation, cellular component: actin cytoskeleton; Arp2/3 protein complex. The coding region runs from base 149 to 655 and encodes 168 amino acids. Gene Ontology annotation, molecular function: actin filament binding. Gene Ontology annotation, biological process: Arp2/3 complex-mediated actin nucleation; actin filament polymerization. The transcript has 6 exons. The record is from RefSeq and is a predicted model, not a curated record. NCBI's taxonomy places the organism in Eukaryota, Metazoa, Chordata, Aves, Psittaciformes, Psittacidae.
CGCUACCCUCUCCCGGGCCCUCACCUGGGGAUAGGGGGAGGUAGCAGACACCAGUCACCCCCCUUCCCGCCGCAGUGGGAGGUGCCGCGCAUCGGGGAAGAGGUGACCGGCUACUUCCGCCUGGCGGCACCGGACCGCAGCAGCCACCAUGACCGCCACGCUGCGCCCGUACCUGAACGCGGUGCGCGCCACGCUGCAGGCCGCGCUGUGCCUCGAGAACUUCUCCUCGCAGGUGGUGGAGCGGCACAACAAGCCCGAGGUGGAAGUCAGGAGCAGCAAAGAGCUGCUGUUGCAGCCGGUGAUCAUCAGCAGGAACGAGAAGGAGAAGGUGCUCAUCGAGGGCUCCAUUAACUCCGUGCGCGUCAGCAUCGCGGUGAAGCAGGCCGAUGAGAUCGAGAAGAUCUUGUGCCACAAAUUCAUGCGCUUCAUGAUGAUGAGGGCUGAGAACUUCUUCAUCCUGCGCAGGAAGCCCGUGGAGGGCUACGACAUCAGCUUCUUGAUCACAAACUUCCACACGGAGCAGAUGUACAAGCACAAGCUGGUGGACUUUGUCAUCCACUUCAUGGAGGAGAUCGACAAGGAGAUCAGCGAGAUGAAGCUGUCUGUCAACGCCAGGGCCCGCAUCGUGGCGGAGGAAUUCCUCAAGAACUUCUAGGCCGUGGUGCAGGACCCCGUGGCUCCCCAACGCUUGUGCCUGCUCCCGCUCCCCAACGAGGAUGGCCGGGCCGGGCCGGGCCCUGCCUGCCCCUCACCGUGCCGGGGGGGCCGGGCCGGGAGCAGCGCCCGCUUGCGGCAGAGCGGCCCCGGCCGUUCCCGUGUCUCGUCGUGUUUUAUAAACGGUCUCGUUUGCUGUA